Armigeres subalbatus is the source of this 1026-nucleotide messenger RNA. RefSeq lists its product as uncharacterized. The transcript has 2 exons. Gene Ontology annotation, molecular function: nucleic acid binding; zinc ion binding. Bases 28 to 723 code for a protein of 231 amino acids. Lineage: Eukaryota; Metazoa; Arthropoda; Insecta; Diptera; Culicidae. The record is from RefSeq and is a predicted model, not a curated record.
GACUGCUUGGUUGAAAUUACAAUAGAAAUGGCUGUGAACAUGAGUACAAUAAUUGAACCCUACCGCAAGGGCACACGUUUUGGUGAAUGGGUAGAACGCUUAGAGUUUUAUUUCUCAUACAAUAACGUGACUCCAGAUGCUAGAAGAGCAUGCUUUAUAACGCUUGGUGGUCCCGUGAUUUACCACGAGCUAAAACUAUUGUCCCCGACAAAUAAUUUGACAACGGUGUCCUAUGAGGACAUGAUAGAGAAACUUCGUGAAAAAAUAAUUGCAACAUGGGAGCUAGCAGGGAAAAACUCCAAAAAUUUGAAUAAUGAUGAUGGUCAUUGUGGCCAAAUAGCUUACUUGGCGCAACUGUCUCCGUCGGCUAGAGUCGGAGUUACUGCUAGAAAAUUGUUGGCAACCUACAACGCAGCGAGGGCAGGCAGUAGCAGAGAUCCGGGUAAUUCACCUAGAGUGUCGGUGAAGGAUAGGCUGGGUCAUAAACCGUAUGUUCGACAAUAUGAUGACAAUAGCAGAAUCAGAAACCAGAGUUGGAGGCAAACAGAAAAAUUUCCCCCUUGGGAGUGGAGACAGAAACCAAACUAUGCAGACAUGACUUGCAAUUUUUGCGGGGUAAAGGGCCAUAUCAAGCGAAAAUGCUUUAAGUUAAAAAAUAUGCAACGAGAAACAGUUAAUUCAAUUGACACACCGAAUCAGCAGAACUGGAAGAACACAUCGUAGACUUGUUGAAUCGGAUGCGAACGGAAGACUUGGACGAUGAAGAUGCAGGUGGAAACUGGAAACGUUCGCCUAAUGGCUCAUCGCGACCAGCUGCGACUAGCGACUGACCGUAUGCUAACGAAACCAAACCUAACCGUUUCUCUUACGAAGUGCAAUGGAGAGCUGCCUGCUGGCAGUCACGAAGAAGUAUUCGAAGGGUUCUCGGAGACACAGCAAGAUGAUUCACGGAAGAGAAGAAAACGGAAGCGUUCGGAAGCUCCUAUGGGCUCUACUCCUGUUCGACGAUCGAAGCGAAAGCGUACG